AUGCACUCAGUAACAUCAAUUAUUAAAGGCACAAAAUCAGAAGCUAGUGGAAUUUAUCGAUGUCUGGCUUCAAAUACAAAUGGAUUCAAUUAUGUCGAUAAGCGUUUUAUUGUGACGACUGCAGGGAGCGAAGGUUUCCGUAUCGAAGUAAAUUCUAGUGAAAUCGUUGAAGGUGAUGAUAUUUUAUUGACAUGUCAAGCAACAAUUUCUGCUCAUAUUAAUCUGUUGAUUCAUCGGGACUUAGCUGCUCGAAAUAUUCUUGUUGCUGAACAGAAGAUUGUCAAAAUAUGUGAAUUCGGUCUAGCCAGAGACAUUCAACAUGAAUAUAAUUACAAAACUAAAAGCUCAACUCGAUUACCAAUUAAAUGGAUGACAAUUGAAUCAAUUGGCGAUCAAGUAUUUACAUCAAAAUCAGAUGUUUGGUCCUUCGGUAUUUUACUUUGGGAGAUCUUUUCUUUGGGUGCAACUCCUUAUCCAGGAAUCGAUUUUGAUCAGAAAUUAUAUGCACAAUUACUUCAUGGCUAUCGAAUGGAUCGACCGGAUAAAUGUCCUUUGGAUAUUUAUUAUAUUAUGACAGAUUGUUGGAAAUCACAGCCAAUUGAAAGACCUGAUUUUGGACAAUUGGUUGAUAAACUGAGCAAAUUGAUGGAUGGAACGAUUGUUAAUUAUUAUUUAGAUCUUAAUAGUUCUUAUGAAGAAGUCAAUAAAAUACUGACUUCUGAAGAGUACGAUACUGAUCAAACGAGAUAUGCACCGAUGAUAAGGUCCAUUCAAGGCUAUGCCGUAAUGAAUUCAGUUGGAAAACAGAUAAAUAGACCUGAAAACUAUUAUUAUAAUACAUCGAGUGAUAACCCUGUCAACGGCUAA
Molecule: messenger RNA, 867 nt
Organism: Tetranychus urticae (two-spotted spider mite)
Lineage: Eukaryota; Metazoa; Arthropoda; Arachnida; Trombidiformes; Tetranychidae
Source: RefSeq, a predicted model, not a curated record